UACACCGUCCUACACUUACACAGACACACACGCAUACACACAGAGCUCUGCACCGCGCUCCGAAACGGCCAGCGUAUAGAGAAGAGAGGUUAGAAUCGAACCAGCAGCGCAGAGAGUCAGAGUCGAAACGAAACCUGACAGUCAGUCAGUAUUGAACGUCCGCGCGGCCCGGUUAUUAUGGUGUAGUGUCCGCGACCCGAGCCGAGUUUUAUUGAACUGUUGAUUCGAAUCCGAAAAGAUGUCGGUCAUGCAGAUGCAGCAGGCCAAGAGGCAGCACUGCUACCUAUGCGACUUGCCGCGUAUGCCGUGGGCGAUGGUGCACGAUUUCAGCGAGGCCGUGUGUCGGGGAUGUGUGAAUUACGAGGGUGCCGACAGGAUCGAGAUCGUCCUGGAGACGGCCAGGCAGAUGAAGAGGGCCCACGGGUUCCAGGAGCAGGCACGCCCUUCGCACGCCGCCAAACCGCACAGGAGUACGGGCCACGAGCACCAGAACGGCGAGGUUGUGGGUGCCGCCAGUCGCCAACCUUCCGGACAUCAUUCGACUAAUUAUAAUCUCCACCAUUCGCGGUCGGGAAUGCUUGCCGAAUACCAAACCGUCAGCGCUCCGCCGCCGAGAAAUGCCGCUCUGCCGAGGCCCACGCAGCUUGAGGCGACACCGGAACACGAAGCCCUCGUGGGGCGUACGACUGUUCGCCUUCCCGUCGCUGCCCACCUCACAGCCCAUCACCCCAUAUCUCACCAUCACGCCUCCAACGGCAGGCCCAGCUCCAUACCGCAGCAAGGGUUGAAACGCGGUCUGUCCACGGCGGAAGAUGACGAUCAUCAUCACCACGCGCCUGGUCACCACGCCAACGGCGAGAUGGUCAACCCUUCCAAGAGGAUGAUGUCGGUGGAGGAGCACAGCAAUGCCGUCAGGCCGCCUCUGACCAGGGGUGAGUCCUUACCGGCGGUCUCCAUAGCUCAGAGUUUUGUCGUUUCUACGGAUAGGAGUUUCAAGCAGGAGAAACAUCCCCUGAGAACUGCUUCCUUCGACACGGCUACUGCCUUCAAAAACAGCGUGCCAGUAUCAGUAGCGAACUCUAAUAGUUCUGGAUCGCCCCUCACAAACAGGACCGGCUCACCGCCAGAGGCUAUCACUGCCGGCUCUACGCAGCAGGCGCAGACCAACACAGGAUCGGGACAGAGCCCAAUGGCCGCCCUGAUGUCCGUUGCCGACAAUCUACCCCCAGGCAGUCCGAGAUCUGCCGGAGGUAGUCCCCCGACAAACGCCCUUCCUAGAUCUGCCAGCAGGGGAUCUCAGCAUUCGCCAAACUCAACAGCUGGCUCUUCCAGUGGACGCAGGUCGUCUGGUUCACGACAUGUCUCGUCCACAACCGUCACCUCGACAGAAGCAGGUGCAGGGUCAAUGGGGGGAUCGGGGGUAGACUCUCUGACUGGAAAUUCGGACACAAACGCUCCGCCAACAUCUCAGACCACUGCGAUUUUAAAAUGUACCUUGUGCCAGGAAAGGCUAGAAGAUACGCACUUUGUACAGUGUCCUUCGGUACCCCAUCACAAGUUCUGCUUCCCCUGCAGCAGGGAAAGCAUCAAGAGGCAGGGCGCAGGAGCUGAAGUUUACUGCCCUAGCGGGGAGAAAUGCCCCCUGGCCAAUUCGAACGUGCCCUGGGCGUUCAUGCAGGGUGAAAUAGCGACAAUCCUCGGGGAGGAAUACAAAGUCAAGAAAGAGAGGGAUACUUAAUACAUCCUGUACCGGAAGAAAUGGAAAAAUUUUUGACAGACUUCCUGGAAGUCUGGUUGAGUCUCACAAGUUCAUGGAGAUGAUUGUUGAAAAAAAAAAUAGCGAAAUUUUGGGGAAGAGAUAAUCAGUUGGGAAAUCCGAGAGAAAUGAAAACAGGCUGUGUCAAAUUUAGUGGGUAGGGACAGAGGAUGUCCACGAUGUAUAAAAACCACCGAAUUCAAAGGCUUAUAUCGCCGAAAAUAUGUAGAUAAUAAAAAUUAUUGUGAUCCUUAUAGAUUCUGAGCGCUUGUCUCCGAUUCGAUUUUCGAGAAUUUCCUCCCUCAUUUUAUAAUUUAUAUCCUUUGUAUAUUGGAGUUUUUUGUAAAUAUUGUAUAUACAUAUAGAUUGAAUCUAAAAUAUACUUUAACUCCCUCCCUGCAUACAUGAUUUACAAGUAUUCUAUAAGCAUCUUUAUUGAACACCCACGACUGGUAUGAAUCUUUUGUAUUUUUGUGUCAUUCGCCAGUUGUGUUUUAAUGAAGAAUUUUUUCAUCCAUUCAAGGCCUAUGUUGAGCUGUAUAUACCUGGUAUAUUCUACUGCUUUUCCAAUGUAAACGCAAGUUUUAGUUGUAAGUUGGCUGUACACCCCACCGCAAAGUUUGAAUUUGUUGGGUUCAUAUUUUAUUCGAAUCCUCGCAGUGAAAAAUUAUGGAGCGGAGUAAAAUAGUAUCUUUAUUCGUUGUUAUGAAAAAAUUGUGAACGGUUUGUAGUUUUUCUUUGUGUGGGGGGCAUGCCAUUGUCUUAAUCAUUUCUGAUUGUGGAAAAUUAACUAGUCAAAUAUGUGGAGCAUCAACUUCACUCAAAGGAACUCCAAAACUCGCUGGUAUAUUGUAAGAAUGAAUUAAGAAGUAAUUUUUCCUCAAGUGCAGUUUUCAACAAGUUUUUUUACAUUUUACGCCACCAAGUCCGAAUCGCAGUGAAGUAUUUGUCCAAUGAAAGGAAGAAAAUAGAAGGUUCCAAACUGUUGAAUCUACCUUUUUAGAGAGAUUUAUUCAAUUUUUCCGAUGAAAAAAUUUUUUAGAUUGGGUAUCGUUAUUUCACUCUACCGAAACUCUCAAUAUGCCGAUGGCGGUCUUUUGCUUGCCAGAGGAUCGUUGACGCUGUGUUUCUUCAAUUUUUUCACGUGAAGAAUCUCCUCAGUUGUUACAGGGAAAAUUGUAUCAUAUAAUUUAGAUUGCAAGGGCCCUUACAUUUAAAAUAUUUGUAAUUUGUGCGUAUCGGCACAAAUGUUUUGAGUAUUGACUAUGCCAAUUUAUUGUAAAUGUUGGUUGUUUUAUCGAAAGACAACUGAAAUGUUAUCGUUUGAUGCUUGUACAAUCUAUGCUAUUAGUUGAUGUCAAUAAAGAUAUUCAGUGUCAA
Molecule: messenger RNA, 3136 nt
Organism: Coccinella septempunctata (seven-spotted ladybird)
Lineage: Eukaryota; Metazoa; Arthropoda; Insecta; Coleoptera; Coccinellidae
Gene: Pits
Product: interferon regulatory factor 2-binding protein 1
Exons: 4
Coding region: 239-1738 (499 amino acids)
Biological process (GO): regulation of transcription by RNA polymerase II
Cellular component (GO): nucleus
Molecular function (GO): transcription corepressor activity
Source: RefSeq, a predicted model, not a curated record